Messenger RNA from Anguilla anguilla (European eel), 3472 nucleotides. It is a transcript of the gene cxcr2, whose product is annotated as chemokine (C-X-C motif) receptor 2. Bases 148 to 1305 code for a protein of 385 amino acids. Gene Ontology annotation, biological process: immune response; neutrophil chemotaxis; G protein-coupled receptor signaling pathway. The transcript is spliced from 3 exons. Gene Ontology annotation, cellular component: membrane. NCBI's taxonomy places the organism in Eukaryota, Metazoa, Chordata, Actinopteri, Anguilliformes, Anguillidae. Gene Ontology annotation, molecular function: C-X-C chemokine receptor activity. The record is from RefSeq and is a predicted model, not a curated record.
GGCGUGGCAGGAAGGACCAGGCUGCAGAUUUAUAACACCCUCAGAGCUCCUCGUCGGAUAAACAGAGCUAACUGAUCGCAUUUCACUGACUGAAAAUAAGACAACCUGCAGCAGGGCUGUAAAGUGGUUCACUGGUGAAAGCCAUGCAUGCGAAACAUCCCUGCCGCAUGUGAGAUAACAGUCGCUCCAACGUUCACCCAACGCUCACCAAACGUUCAUCCUAUGGAGGGCUCUCUCAUUACCGCGAUAAUUAUGGAGGACAUGAUGGAUAAUGACAGCUAUUACUAUGAGAACACCAGCGACUCGUUCAGCCUGGAUGACCUGAUGAACGGAGCGGAGUCCCCCUGCGUUCCCUGGACGCUGGGCUCCGGCAGCGUGGCGCUGGCCUGCGUCUACAGCGCCGUGUUCCUCUUCAGCCUGCUGGGGAACGGCCUGGUCAUCUCCGUGGUGUCCUGCGUGAAGGGGGGCAGGAGCUCCACCGACGUGUACCUGAUGAACCUGGCGGCGGCCGACCUGCUCUUCUCCGCCACGCUGCCCUUCUGGUGCGUGUACCUGCACUCCGGGUGGGUCUUCGGCGGCCCCCUCUGCAAGCUGCUCUCCGGCCUGCAGGAGGCGACGUUCUACGGCGGCGUCCUGCUGCUGAGCUGCAUCAGCGUGGACCGCUACCUGGCCGUGGUGAAGGCCACGCAGCCCGUCUCCCGGAGGCGGAGCCUGGUGGGGACGGUGUGCGGCGCGGUGUGGCUGGGGGCGGGGCUCCUGGCCCUGCCCGCCCUGGUCCAGCGGCAGGCCUUCCGCCCGGGCAACGGGGCGCGCACCGUGUGCCACGAGCACCUAAGCGCGGGCAGCAUGGGCGAGUGGCGCGUGGGCCUCCGCGUGCUGCACCACGCCCUGGGCUUCUUCCUCCCGCUGGCCGUCAUGGCGCUCUGCUACGGCCGGGUGGCGGCCGCGCUCUCCCGCGCCCGGAACCGGCAGAAGCGGCGGGCGGUGCGGGUGGUCCUGGCGGUGGUGCUGGCCUUCGUGGCGUGCUGGCUCCCGCGCAACGUGGUCGUCCUGGCGGACACGCUGAUGCGCGGCGGGGCGGUGGCCGAGACCUGCGCCCUCCGCCGCCGGCUGGACCUGGCCCUCCAGGCCACCGAGGUCCUGGCCUUCCUGCACUGCGCCCUCAACCCCGUCCUGUACGCCUUCAUCGGGCAGAAGUUCCGCGGCCAGCUCCUCAGGAACCUGCAGGCGCGCGGCCUCGUGGGGAAGGGCGCCCAGCCCGCCUGCAGGAGGAGCAGCUCCAACACGACCUCCUUCACGCUGUAGGGCGGCGGUGUGGGGACGGCGAUCCUGGAUCCUGGUGUCUGGUUCACCCUCCAACCCUCCAAGCUUAAUUUCUUUAACCAGGCACACCUUCCACAAUGGCAUUAUAUGAUGUGAUGUACACUACCGGUCAAAAGUUUUAGAACACCCCCAUUUUUCCAGUUUUAUUGAAAUUUAAGCAGUUCGAGUCCAGUGAAUGACCCGAAAUGGUACAAAGCUAAGUGGUAAACUGCUCACUUAAAGGUUAAAGAAAAAAAAAAGGUUACCAAAAACUGAAAAAUAAUGUACAUUUUAGAGUUAUAAAAAAGGCCUUUUUCAGGGAACGAGUAAUGGCUUAACAACUUACAGCUUCCCUGCAGCAAUGGAAGUAAAUUAAGCCAUGAAAGUUAAUUCAAACAAUUCCUACAGGUGUCCAAACCUUUGUCGAUUACUUACAAACCCUCUGGCUGUAUAAAAUCAGACUGUAUUACUACACCCUCUGAAGCAUUAUUUGGACAAUAUUGCACUGCAGGAAGUAGUAUAUUGUUAUCGUAGUGGCGAGAAAAGGGCAAUUAACAAAGGAAGACAGACAGACCAUUACAACCAUUAAAUGUGUAGAACUUUAGAGAAAUUGCAAAGGAAGCCAAGGCAUCAGUGAGUACAGGGUCCUAUACCAUCAAGGAAACUGGAGGAAACUCUGACAGAAAGAGGUUAGGCAGACCCAAAACCACAACAGAAUCAGAAGACAAGUUUCUGAGAGUAAACAGCUUGCAUGGUAGGUGGCUUACAGGACAAUAGCUUCAAGCACUUCUAGUUUGAACAAGAAGAGAAGUCUUCGAGCUGCAGGUUUGACAGGUUGAGUGGCAGUACGAAAGCCAUUGCUAAAAUGGCUAAAUAAGAAAAAGAGGCUUGCCUGGGCCAUGAAGCCCGGCAGUGGAAUACUGAAGACUGUAAGAAGGUCUUAUGAAUCAAAAUUUGAAAUCUUCGGUUCAUCAAAUCAUGGAAUGGCCAACACAGUCUCCAGACUUAAACCCCAUCGAGCUGGUUUGGGUUGAACUGGACAGAAGGGUGAAAGCAAAGCAACCUACAAGUGCAACACAUUUGUGGGAACUUCAGCAACAGUGUUGGGAAGAUCUUUCUGAACAAUAUUUGAUUUCCAUUGUUGAACGAAUGCCACGAGUGUGUUCAGCUGUUACAUCUGCAAAAGGUAGCUACUUUGAUGAGUCAAAAAAUUAGAAUAAAUUGUGUUAAACAGAACAAUUCCAUGAUUUAUCUUUUUAAUUGUUUAUUUGUUCUAUGCUUUAAUUUCAGAGACAACUGCGUAAAUUUCAAUAAAAACUGGAAAAAUGGAGGUGUUCUAAAACUUUUGACCGGUAGUGUAUAAUUUCACAUUUUGGCUGAAUUUCUUUGAUAAGAUCAUGAGCGACAUCUUGUGUCCCUACAUGCAUCGCUUUACUGUGGUGUAAUCCUUGAGUGAACUGGCAUAGUCUGCAUAGCUAAUAAAUGUGGAAAACAGACAGAGACAUAUUCUAACCCUAACCCCCGCUCAAAAUAAAUAAAUAAAUAAAAGAAGUAGCAAUCAUUAAUGCAUACUUUCACCUACCAUGUGAAGGAGAUAAUUAGUUAGAAAGAACUAUCUAACUGCAGUAGAUGAGUGCAACAAUGUUAUAGCUGAGACAUUGAUAUUGUCAGUUCAAGUAUGGAACCACACAUUUGGGGAUUAUAGUAUACCUGCUGAUUGCAUACUUGGGGAAACAGUAUGGCAACUGUACUUGCUGUGCUUUCUAACUAGAAUGCAAGUAUGCAUAACGCAACAGACAUAAUUUUUUUUUUUUUUACUGUUGUAUGUGGAACAGUCUAGGGCAGUCUUGAAAAGCAAUGCUUAAAAACCUUGUUGACUUGUUCACAGGUGGGAAUCAGUUGCAGCUGGCAGAAGCUAUGACUGUUGCACAGCUAAAUUAGAAAUGAAAUGUUCAUACCCGGCACUUGAGUGUUGUUGAUGGGUGUUGCUUAUUUUUCUUUUGUUUAUGUUAAGUUUAAGAGGAAGAGAUUUAAGAGUUUCAGGGCAUUUCUCUGCAGAUCUCUUGAGUUACUAUAUAAUUCAUAUGUGUAACACCGAUGGAGAGUUAAGCAAACCUCUUAACUCAGUGCACUGGCUUGCUGGCUAAUUAAAAAUAAAACAUUUAAACUA